This is a messenger RNA of Leptonychotes weddellii (Weddell seal), 2409 nucleotides long. The record is from RefSeq and is a predicted model, not a curated record. Lineage: Eukaryota; Metazoa; Chordata; Mammalia; Carnivora; Phocidae.
ACAGCGCAAGUGGACGUGCUGUCCGCCGCGCUGCGCGCUUCCAGGCUGGACGCUCGCGAGGAGGCCAGUGAUGCAGAAAACAGAAGUGAUGUGCAAGAUGAGUUGGGUGUAAAUGAGCUACCAAACUGUAAAAUAAAUCACGACGCCUCCGUGCCUUUAAUCAGCGAUGCUGUUGAGAGGUGCUUUGUUUCUGAUCGGACCAUUUCACUGCAGCAAGCAACACAGUAUUCUGAGCAGAAGAUCGGGACUUGAGGCCAUGUUGCGGAGGGCCAGUGGCAUUAUCUGGACUCUGGAGUGUGAGGAAUAUGGACUCUGCCCUUCGCUAUAUUCAUAAUGAUUCGGACUUGAGCACCAACAGUAGUUUUAGCCCUGAUGAGGAGAGGAGAUCCAAAGUACAAGAUGUUGUGCCUCAGGCUCUGUUAGAUCAGUAUUUAUCUAUGACUGACCCGUCUCGUGCACAGACGGUCGACACGGAGAUCGCUAAGCACUGUGCAUACAGCCUUCCCGGCGUGGCCCUGACCCUGGGCAGGCAGAACUGGCACUGCCUGAGAGAGACCUACGAGACGCUCGCGUCAGACAUGCAGUGGAAGGUUCGAAGAACAUUAGCCUUCUCCAUCCACGAGCUUGCAGUUAUUCUUGGAGAUCAGCUGACAGCUGCAGAUCUGGUUCCAAUCUUCAAUGGAUUUUUAAAAGACCUCGACGAAGUCAGGAUAGGUGUUCUUAAACAUUUGCAUGAUUUUCUGAAGCUUCUUCAUAUUGACAAAAGAAGAGAGUAUCUUUAUCAACUUCAGGAGUUUUUGGUGACAGAUAAUAGUAGAAAUUGGCGCUUUCGAGCUGAACUGGCUGAACAGCUGAUUUUACUUCUAGAAUUAUAUAGUCCCAGAGAUGUUUAUGACUAUUUACGUCCCAUUGCUCUGAAUCUAUGUGCAGAUAAAGUUUCUUCUGUUCGUUGGAUUUCCUACAAGUUGGUCAGUGAGAUGGUGAAGAAGCUGCACAUGGCGACGCCCCCCACGUUUGGAGUGGACCUCAUCAAUGAGCUUGUAGAAAACUUUGGUAGAUGUCCCAAGUGGUCUGGUCGGCAAGCCUUUGUCUUUGUCUGCCAGACUGUCAUUGAGGACGAUUGCCUUCCCAUGGACCAGUUCGCCGUGCAUCUGAUGCCACAUCUGCUAACCUUGGCGAAUGAUAGGGUUCCAAAUGUUCGAGUGCUGCUCGCAAAGACAUUAAGACAAACUCUACUAGAGAAAGAAUAUUUCUUAACCUCUGCCGGCUGUCAUCAGGAAGCCGUGGAACAGACCAUCGUGGCUCUUCAGAUGGAUCGGGACAGUGAUGUCAAGUAUUUUGCAAGCAUCCACCCUGCUAGUACCAAAAUCUCUGACGAUGCCAUGAGCACAGCUUCCUCAACCUACUAGAAAGCUGGAACCUCACUGUCCUCCUCCUUCCUCGGGAGCCAAGGGCUGACAAGUGCCCCACACGUGUGAUCUAGGACAGCCUCUGGGAGGAGGAGAGACCUUCCUCUCUCGCAGACUCAAUUGCAGGUGCAAGUUGCCUACACUGAUACCAGGGAUUUUAAGAGUCAAGAGAAAGUACAGUAAACACUAUUAUCUUAUCUUGACUUUAAGGGAAAAUAAUUUCUCAGAGGAUUAUAAUUGUCACCGAAGCCUUAAAUCCUUCUGUCUUCCUGACUGAAUGAAACUUGAAUUGGCAGAGUAUUUUCCUUAUGGAAGGGAGGAGAUUCCCAGAGACCUGCAUUGCUUUCUCCUGGUUUUCUUUAACGACAGAUAGAUGGAGUGGCAGCCAGAAGGCGGCUGUGAGCCAGGAUGUAAAGAGAUCUUCAGUAUUAGCCCGCACUGUCCCCACGCAGGCAAGGACCUGUUGGUUCUGUGGCCAGCUGCCCAGCCCAGCCCUAAGUGUGAAUAGUUUUUGGCGUGUGUAAAUGCGAAAGGAGAUUUGGGGGGGGGGGAGGGGUUCUCCUAAGGGCUUGAUGCUAACACUAAAGUAGAAUCUGAUUUUAACUCUUAAAUGCAGCAUAUUGCUGUGCACAUUUACAGAACGUUGGCUGAGUAUCUAUGUCCUGAUUUUCUUCAUGCUGGUCAUGACCUGAAGGAGUUUAUUGGCACGUGUGCUGUAUGUCAGGUGUUUUUAACUUGAUCAUGAUCAGCUCUAGGUGCAGCUUUCCUUCCCAUGCUGUACAUACCUGUGACCACUCUCAGGAGUGCUGCGGUCUUUAAUCAUGCUGUCUAAACUGUUGUGGCACAAGUUCUCUUGUCCAAAUAAAAUUUAUUAAGAUCUAUAGAGAGAGAUACACACUUCUGAUUGUUUUCUAGAUGUCUGCAAAUAAAUGCAAUUUGUGACCUGUAUUAAUGAUUUAGUAUGAAGUGGGAAAACUAGAUUAAAAUAUUUGUCUUUUAA